AUGCGGACCACACUUGUCGUACACUACACGGACAGGACAACACUAGCCCGUUGGCGAGCGGCAAAAGAAACCGAAACAGGAAAACAGGAACGCCGACCGUACCUUGCGUCCGAGUGUCGGGAUUUGGGACAGUGCGAAAAGUGGCGUUUAGAAAUCAUUCGAGAAAUAUCGAAAAAAGUAGCACAAAUUCAAAAUGCCGGUUUGGGUGAGUUCCGUAUUCGUGAUUUGAACGAUGAAAUUAACAAGCUGCUUCGCGAGAAACGCCACUGGGAGAAUCAAAUAUCCGAUCUCGGUGGACCACACUACCGGCGUUAUGGGCCGCGGAUGUUCGAUGCAGAAGGCCGUGAAGUGCCCGGAAACCGGGGAUACAAAUACUUCGGCGCGGCUAAGGAUCUCCCUGGGGUGCGUGAGCUGUUUGAACAGGAACCUCCGCCACCACCGAAGAAAACUCGUGCCGAGUUGAUGAAAGACAUCGAUGCUGAUUACUACGGUUAUCGGGAUGAUGAUGAUGGCAUCCUGCUACCGUUGGAAGAAAAAGCGGAAAAGCUAGCGAUUCAGCGUGCGGUAGAAGAGUGGAACAGUGCGAAAGGUACCCAACAGUCAACGGAAAAGGAUGACGAUGAACCGGAUAUUUAUGGGUCGGAUGCGUACAUUAACCGCGAUCCGGAAAAGCAAACCAAGGAAGAUCCGAUGGGAUUGCUUGGUCCACGUUUUACAGCGCACGUACCCGUUCCGAGCCAAAAGGACAUUGAAGCUGCACUGUUGAAAAAGCGAAAACAAGAACUAAUGAAAAAGUAUGGCAUAGAGGACGAUGAAUAAAGGUAGCGUAUUUGCAUGGGAAAAAAA
This is a messenger RNA of Anopheles maculipalpis, 846 nucleotides long. RefSeq names its product pre-mRNA-splicing factor ISY1 homolog. Gene Ontology annotation, biological process: generation of catalytic spliceosome for second transesterification step; mRNA 3'-splice site recognition. Gene Ontology annotation, cellular component: catalytic step 2 spliceosome; Prp19 complex; post-mRNA release spliceosomal complex. The transcript is spliced from 4 exons. The coding region runs from base 1 to 819 and encodes 272 amino acids. Lineage: Eukaryota; Metazoa; Arthropoda; Insecta; Diptera; Culicidae. The record is from RefSeq and is a predicted model, not a curated record.